Molecule: messenger RNA, 2208 nt
Organism: Nipponia nippon (crested ibis)
Lineage: Eukaryota; Metazoa; Chordata; Aves; Pelecaniformes; Threskiornithidae
Source: RefSeq, a predicted model, not a curated record
AUGGCCAAGCGGGAGGCCAGCGCCAGCCCGGUGGUGCGGCAGAUUGACAAACAGUUCCUGGUGUGCAGCAUCUGCCUCGACCGCUACCGCAACCCCAAGGUGCUGCCCUGCCUGCACACCUUCUGCGAGAGGUGUCUCCAGAACUAUAUCCCGCCCCAGAGCCUGACCCUCUCCUGCCCCGUCUGCCGCCAGACCUCCAUCCUGCCCGAGCGCGGCGUCGCCGCCCUGCAGAACAACUUCUUCAUCACCAACCUGAUGGAGGUGCUGCAGCGGGACCCCGAGAGCUGCGGCCCCCACCCCGGCCGCGGCCUGGACCCCGUCAGCGCCGUCACCGGCCGGCCGUCACGGGCAGCCCUGAGUGCCCAUGCGCAGGUGAUGGAGUUUUACUGCGAGCCGUGCGAGACGGCCAUGUGCCGUGAGUGCACGGAGGGGGAGCACCGGGAGCACAUCACCGUGCCGCUGCGCGACGUGGUGGAGCAGCACAAGGCGGCCCUGCAGCAGCAGCUGGACGCCGUCAGGAGCAGGUACGGGGAGCGGGGGGCUGGGGCUCUGCUGGGGUUUUCCUCCCGUGGUGCCUGCCCCGUGCCCAGCACCCGUGCGAGACGGCCAUGUGCCGCUCCCGCAGCUGGCGGCGGCCAUCCGGCCGGGGUCGGAGCUCAGCUGGCGGCGGCCAUCGGGCUGGUGUCGGAGAUCAGCCAGCAGCUGGUGGAGCGCAAGAACGAGGCGGUGUCGGAGAUCGGCAGCACCUUCGAGGAGCUGGAGGCGGCGCUGCGGCAGCGCAAGGGGCUGCUAGUGCGGGACCUGGAGGCCACCUGCGGGGCCAAGCAGAAGGUGCUGCAGGCGCAGCUGGACGCCCUGCGCCAGGGCCAGGAGAGCAUCCUCAGCAGCUGCGCCUUCACCGAGCAGGCGCUGCACCAUGGCACUGCCACCGAGGUGCUGCUGGUGAAGAAGCAGAUGAGCGAGCGGCUGAGCGAGCUGGCCAGCCAGGAGUUCCCCGAGCACCCCCACGAGAACGCCCAGCUCGACUACGUGGUGGAGACCGAGGGCGUCCGCAAGUCCAUCCUCAACCUGGGCGUGCUGAUCACCACCAGUGCCACGGCCCACAAGACGGUGGCCACGGGCGAGGGCUUGCGGCACGCUGUGGUGGGGCAGCCCUCCUCGCUCAGCGUCACCACCAAGGACAAGGAUGGGGAGCUGGUGCGCAGUGGCAGUGCCAGCCUGCGCUUCCAGGUGACGGCGCCGGACGGCGGCACAGCCGAGGCGGAGGUGCAGGACAACAAGAAUGGCACCUAUGAGCUGCUCUACACUCCCCGUGCCGAGGGAGACUUCCUCCUCUCCAUCCUGCUCUACGGGCAGCCCAUCCGCGGCAGCCCCUUCCGCGUCCGCGCCGUCAAGGCCUCCGACGUGCCCCCAUCUCCCGACGACGUCAAGCGCCGCGUCAAGUCGCCCAGCAGCGGGCACAUUCGGCAGAAGGCCGUCCGGCGCCCCUCCAGCAUGUACAGCAGCGGCAAGAAGAAGGAGAAUCCCAUUGAGGACGAGCUCAUCUUCCGCGUGGGAAGCGUUGGCCGGGAGAAGGGGGAGUUCACCAACCUCCAGGGCAUCUCCACCUCCAGCAGCGGCCGCAUCGUGGUGGCCGACAGCAAUAACCAGUGCGUGCAGGUGUUCUCCAACGAGGGGCAGUUCCGGCUGCGGUUCGGGGUGCGGGGCCGCUCCCCCGGCCAGCUCCAGCGCCCGACCGGCGUCACUGUGGACAUGAACGGGGACAUCAUCAUUGCGGACUACGACAACCGCUGGGUCAGCAUCUUCUCCCCCGAGGGCAAGUUCAAGACCAAGAUCGGGGCUGGGCGGCUGAUGGGCCCCAAGGGCGUCGCCGUGGACCGCAACGGCCACAUCAUCGUGGUGGACAACAAGGCCUGCUGCGUCUUCAUCUUCCAGUCCAAUGGCAAGCUCGUCACCAAGUUUGGGAGCCGCGGCACGGCUGAGCGGCAGUUUGCAGGGCCGCACUUCGUGGCAGUCAACAACAAGAACGAGAUCGUGGUGACUGACUUCCACAACCACUCGGUGAAGGUGUACAACGCAGACGGCGAGUUCCUCUUCAAGUUCGGGUCUCACGGGGAGGGGAACGGGCAGUUCAACGCCCCCACGGGGGUGGCCGUCGACGCCAACGGCAACAUCAUCGUGGCCGACUGGGGAAACAGCCGCAUCCAG